AUGUCGACGACAGCAGGAAACGAUCCGCUCACAGCAGGCCUGAGCGCCGUACCCGUACAACACGAAGACAAGAGCAAAGUGUCUCUGAGAUUUGCCGAUGUUGCUGGUCUUUGCUACGCCACCGUAGGAGUCCACCCAUGUUCCGCCAUGACCUUCGAAAAGUACGAGCAAGGCCCCGAUGCAUUACUAUCCGCUCUCCGCGACCUCGCCCUCAAGACCAAGACUGCCGGAACCGCAGCAGCGUACGGCGAGUUUGGUCUGGACUACGACCGACUGCACUACGCCGACAAGGACACCCAGAUCAAGUACUUCCGCAAGCAACUCGACAUCGCCGUCGAAGUGCAACUUCCCUUGUUCCUACACUCGCGUGCAGCAGCAGAAGACUUCGAAGCAAUUUUGAAAGAGAGGCUUGACGAGCUGCCGAAAAGAGGAUGCGUACACAGUUUCACAGGAACACUGGACGAGAUGAAGAACAUUGUGGACAUGGGCUUCGAUGUCGGAAUCAACGGGUGCAGUCUGAAGACGGAGGAAAACGUCCAGGUGGUCAGGGAAGUCCCACUGAAACGACUACAGAUCGAGACCGAUGGCCCCUGGUGCGAGAUGCGACCCUCGCAUGCUUCAGCCAAGUACCUCAAGGAUGCACCCCAGUUGCCCAAAGCUGUCAAGAAAGAGAAAUGGACCGUCGACAACAUGGUCAAGGGCAGGAACGAACCAUGCACUAUCCCUAACGUGGCUUAUGCGAUUGCCAACAUCAAGGGCAUCUCGGUCGAGGAGGUAUGCGAAGCUGCAUGGAACAACUCGAUCAAGAUGUUUGGACUUGGCGAGAAAUAG
Messenger RNA from Aureobasidium uvarum, 831 nucleotides. Lineage: Eukaryota; Fungi; Ascomycota; Dothideomycetes; Dothideales; Saccotheciaceae. The record is from the annotation of a GenBank genome assembly.